AACAUCGAAUUCUCUGAAUUCAAAAUCAUAGAGUAAAAACAAAAGGGAUGAACAAAAGGAUCCUUAUUUGGGAGCAGAAGUUGACGCUGGAGAAAGCAAUGUUGGUUUUACAAAAAAAAGAAUUAUAAGGAGAGGUCGACUACAGGGAAGAUUUGUCAUUCAGGUAAUUAAAUGUGUAGGUGAUUUGAUGGUCUGUCUAUUACCAUGAGGUGAGGAUUUAUAUUGUUCAAUAAAGAUAAGCUUCUUUGUCUUUGUGAUGAACUUACCCUUGUUGAUUGCCAAAGUAUAUUCCCAAACCAUGCCUCUCACCUGCUGAGUUUUUUUAUGCUAUUAUAUCUGCCACAGAUUCUUCAAUCUAUUAUAUUGUACGUCAAUGGGUUCUGUAUUUUACUUUUUUGCUUAAUUUCUCUUGUUGCUAGGUAGCUGUCAACUUUUUCAGGAACUUGUCACUUAAAGCACAAGUUCUUUGGCUAACUGUCCAAUUGUGACCGUACUUAUUGAAUUGUCUUGGGCCAUCUCCAUGUACAUGCAUAAAGAUUAAAGACAUUGUUGCAUACAAACACACACAUAGGACAAAGCCUUUAUGCUUUGAACGUUGAGAUGGUUCUGGUUGCAGUUAUUAGUGUUGAACUUAUUGGUGAUGGUGGAAAUGGAGACAGGGACGGGGGCAAGCUAAGCUCAUGCAGAUGCCUACAGAUGGGAUGAAGAUCCCAUUAGAGCUAGAUGAGUAUGGUGGUUUGCCACAACAGGUCAGACGACAGAUUGUGGUCCAGUUGCGGGAGAAUCUCCCAGAUGCUUACACAGUGUGGGGAUAGGUCCUUCAAGAGCAUCGGGACAUGUAUUGGAAUAUAUUCAGUCAAACAUAUGAAUGAGAUCCUGCGAUUGAGAAGACUGUAAAAGAUUUAUGGAACAUGACAGCAAGGAUCAAGUUCAAGCAUGCACUUAGUGAGUUGAAAGCUAAGUGUCCAAAGAGAAACUUUCAAGCUAAGCCUCCAGAUAUGAAUCCAAAGUUAUGGGCGAAGCUUGUUCAUUUAUGGACUGAGGACGAGGGUCAUUAGAGAAUGUCAAGUUCUGCAAAGGCUAAUUGAGCAAAAGGACCAAGGGUGACGCAUACCAGUGGUUCAAUGGACGUUAAUGUUUAUAGAAAGAAAAUGCAACAAGCAAACGCCGAGGGUCGUCUACCAACAUAUCCUGAAGUCUACACUAGUAGAAGGCAGUAUAAAGGAAAAGGAAAAGAUCAACUGCCUGUAUAUUGUAAUGAUGAGGCUCAAGAAAUUAGAGAAAAAUUGACAGCUGAAUAUGCUACUAGACAAGAGGAAGAAGGAUUUGACCCUACAAUACCUCGUGCUGAGAUAUUAUUUAGGGCAACUGGUGGGGUCAAGAAAGGAUGGUUGAAAGGUUGGAUAUUCACACACAUCCACAGGAUAUAGGUGUGAGCACAUCUAGACGAAAACCAUUCAGGCCACCCAUUAUAGGACAAUCAAUAGGGUUAUCGAAU
This is a messenger RNA of Rubroshorea leprosula, 1498 nucleotides long. The record is from the annotation of a GenBank genome assembly. NCBI's taxonomy places the organism in Eukaryota, Viridiplantae, Streptophyta, Magnoliopsida, Malvales, Dipterocarpaceae.